GCGCCGCGGCGAGAAGAUGGCGGCGGCUGUGCGGCGCAGGUGGCGGCCAUAAUGGAACCGGAAAGCAGCCUGCUGGGCCCAGGGGAGCGUUGGGCGCCGGUGGGCGCUGUGACGGUGGAGCAGCAGGAAGAAGAAGAAGAAGAAGAAGAAGAAGAGACGGCGGCGGGGUCGCCGCGGUCGGUGCCGCGGUUGCGGGCUGAGCGGCGCCGCCUGCACGGGGCGCUGCUGGCGCUGGCCUCGCAUUUCGCGCAGGUGCAGUUCCGGCUGCGGCAGGUGGCCAGGGCCGGCCCGGCUGAGCAGCAGCGCCUGCUCCGCGACCUUGAGGACUUCGCCUUCCGUGGCUGCCCCGCGCCGCUGGCCCACGGGCUCGGGGAUGGCCCAAGUGAGCAAGAGAAGCAGGAGCGAAUUGAGGUCCAGAAGGAAAAGCAAAGGGAGCUGAUCUUGCAGCUUAAGACACAGCUGGAUGACCUAGAAACAUUUGCAUACCAGGAGGGCAGCUAUGACUCUCUUCCACAGUCUGUGGUUAUGGAAAGGCAACGGAUGAUUAUAGAUGAAUUGAUCAAGAAGCUGGACAUGAACUUGAGUGAAGAUAUUGCAACACUCUCUCCAGAAGAAUUGCGGCAGCGUGUGGAUACUGCCAUAGCACAGAUUGUUAAUCCAGCUCGGGUGAAGGAACAGUUGGUGGAACAACUAAAGACACAAAUAAGGGACCUUGAAAUGUUUAUCAACUUCAUUCAAGAUGAAGUUGGAGGUUCUGGUAAGGCAGAAGAUGGACACUGUGAGUGUGCAGGUAGAAAAGAUGGUGGUGGUUCCUACAAACCAAAUAUCUGGUCUUCUGGAAACAGAGUGAACCCAGAAGAUGCCAAAAAGUUGCGAGAAACAGGCCUGCACCUCAUGCGUCGCAUGCUUGCUGUGCUACAGAUAUUUGCUGUUAGUCAGUUUGGUUGUGCCACUGGUCAAAUUCCUCGCAGCCUCUGGCAGAAGGACCAAGCCAACAAGGACUAUUCUCCCUUAAUUAAGAAACUGGAGCUGUCGGUAGAUCGGGUGAGGCAGCUAGCUUUGAAACACCAGCAGGGUGACCACGUUAUCAGUUCUUCCGAUCUGCAGGAUGUUUCAUUAGGAGGAAGAGAUGAACUGACUCUGGCUGUGCGGAAGGAGCUGACCAUUGCUUUGCGAGAUCUGAUGGCUCAUGGGCUCUGUGCCUCUUCUCAAGGGAUGAGCCUGGUGUUGGCACCCAUUGCAUGCUUAAUUCCUGCAUUCGCCUCCUCACCACAGACCAUGCACCCCUGGGAUCUCUUUGUGGAGUAUUACAAAACUAAAAAUGGACAGGCCUUUGUGGAGUCUCCAGCUCGCAAGCUCUCCCAGUCCUUUGCCUUGCCUGUGACAGGAGGAGUCACCAUCACACCCAAACAGAGCCUGCUGACAGCAGUUCAUACAGUUCUCACUGAGCAUAACCCCUUCAAGCGCAGUGCAGACUCUGAACUGAAAGCUCUAGUGUGUAUGGCGCUAAACGAGCAGCGCUUGGUCUCCUGGGUAAACCUGAUCUGCAAAUCUGGAGCUUUGGUGCAAUCUCACUACCACCCGUGGAGCUACAUGGUAAACACAGGCUUUGAGAGUGCACUUAAUAUCCUCAGUCGUCUGAGCAACUUGAAGUUCAACCUCCCGGUUGACCUGGCUGUCCGGCAGCUGAAGAACAUCAAAGAUGCUUUCUGAUGUAUUUUUAUUUUAGAUCAUCCACUUUUCACAAGAAAAUCUUGAUGCUGGUGGCUGGAUGCGGUAUGGCACUUUAUCCUGCCCUUCUUAUGCAGUUCUGAAUGGCAAAAUUGGUGAGCAGAUUAAUGCCGUGCUGGAUGGGUGCAGGAGGGUCCUGACCACGGAGCCUGUCUACGGGAGCACAGUGCAUCUGAGCUGUUGUGCUGCAUCUGCACGCUUAUUUCAAAAUCUGUGGUCUAAAUGGUGCCAGUAUGAGAUACCUCUCAGGAGAAGUGAGGCAGUCUGAUAUCUGCUUGGGAGUGGGAGUUUGGUUGCUGAUGUUUGAUGUGGCUGCGCAGGGGUGAGGGAUUUGUUUUUCCCAGUGUGAAUGUAAGAGAACUGGGGGCAAAUCCUGCUGAGGAACUGGGUAUGCACUGAACCAGCAAUAUUCAGGCUGCUGGAUGAGGGAGCUGACAUUCAAAUUACUUUGCAAGCAUCCCAGAAGAUCCUUUUCUGAAACUUCUGUGCAGAGAUCAGAGCACCAGGGCUGUGGUAUUCCACAGUGGAUGUAUUAAACUGCUCUAAUUAGUGUCUGUGUGGGGAAAAUCCAUUUCCAGUGACUGUGUUUUAAUUUGCGUUGGUUAUUGGCCCUUGUGAUGCAGGUGUAGUGGCUCACUUGGCUUUGUAAUAUUUAUAAUAUCACUGUAACGUAUCUGCA
Molecule: messenger RNA, 2410 nt
Organism: Lagopus leucura (white-tailed ptarmigan)
Lineage: Eukaryota; Metazoa; Chordata; Aves; Galliformes; Phasianidae
Gene: RUNDC1
Product: RUN domain containing 1
Exons: 6
Coding region: 52-1713 (553 amino acids)
Source: RefSeq, a predicted model, not a curated record